Molecule: messenger RNA, 1157 nt
Organism: Ectocarpus siliculosus
Lineage: Eukaryota; Phaeophyceae; Ectocarpales; Ectocarpaceae
Source: the annotation of a GenBank genome assembly
AUGGGCUCGAUCUUCAGCUGCGUGACCGAAGAGGACAAGCUCGAUAAGCACGAGCAGGAGAGGCUUGACCUGCUCAAGAAAGGAGAGCGUUUCGGGAGGCGGAAGAUGGUGGCCAUGGGCGUGUCGCUGGGGUCGGAGCCUGCGAUGGUUCGCCUCAGCGACGAUCAGUCGACGGUUUCGUGGGCGAGUGCGGAUGCGCCCACCUUCGGGAGCGUCAAGGUAACCAGCGUGCAGAACGUCAAGCCUGCGGGUGCAACCGGACUGGUCUUGCUCGGCAAGGGUAACUCCAAGGAGCUGGAGCUUGAGACGGCUGACGCAGCCACCAGGGAUUUAUGGGUGAUCGCCCUUCAAGAAGUGGUGGAGCGGUCGAAGAUGUCAGGGAAGCAUAACGAGGCGGAACUUGAGGCUCAGGCGCAAGAACUUUCAGAGAACAAGGCGGAAUAUUGGGCCACCCGGCGGAAAGAGCUCCACGAUGUGGAGGCGGCAGCGGCGGAGAGAAAAAAGAAGUACGCCGGGGCCGGGAUGCAGUUCACCGCCCAAGCCUUGGCGAACAAGAGCGGCAGCUUUAAGUCGCAAGGUUAGCUUUGCAGGAAGGGGGGGGUUGUGGUGUUUGACCCGCGUACAUGUGGUGUGUGUGUCUAUGCCAGAAUUGCGUUCUGCGUCGCCUCUUUUUUUUUGUCAGGUUUUCGUCUUGCACGGCGGGAGGAGGAUCAGUUUGGAUCCGGUCCAGUUCGCGGUCUAUUUACUCGGGCAAUUUGGCUCCGAUUGGUCUUAACACCUGAUUACGUGAGUUCUGGUUGGCCGCGUGGUCUGCGCCGUCUCUCGUGGUAGACGUAAUAAAUCUCUCGACCUAAGGGGCCCCGCAAACAGGAUGGACGUGCUCUUCAGCCCCGCGGUCUUUACGGGGGAUUCCGGGAAGGCUUGGAUCUUUAUACUUCUAUUUCGUUCCUUCCUUCCGCUCAUGGCUUCGAGUCGUGAAUGCGGCAAAUAAACAUUUUUCUUCAUCGGUGGAUCGGGGUCGACUCGGGGGGGGGUUCCGUAGUCUGGAUGUUACUGGGGGGUAUAAAAAGUGUUUGAGAGAGAUGAUGAGAGAGAUGAGAUGCAACCCCCGCGCAAGACCACCUUGCUUGUCUGUAGAAUUGGCUUGUGCGUCUGCG